GUCCGGGCAGAGCGUGAGGGGAGCCGGCGCAGGCGGGCUUGCGUACGGCCCGGCGGGAGCUCCCAGUCGAGCAGCGCUAACUGGACUCUCUGAGAGGCCCCAGUUCCGAGGCUGCAGCAGCUUCGCUUCCGAGCCCAACUGGAGCGGAGCCCGAGUCCCCGUCCCUGAGGGGAUCGUUCUCUGCAGACCAGUGGGACCCCGAAACUUGAGCGCAAUACCCAUCUUCCUUUUUAUGCCUGCUUUUGUCACUUACCCACCUUUAUACCAACGCGUUCUUUUUUUUCCCCUCCCCUCUUCAUUCUCUCUCCCUCGAAGGACUUAAGUGGCUUCCGUGGAAAGAUUUGGAGGCGGUGGAAGCUUUUCUCUUUGGAGAGAGCUGUGUUGAAGGGAUUUUUGGGAAACUGCUUUUUAACACCUUUGCCCUCCGUCCCCCCAAGCCUUUCUGUAAUCCCUUGAGGAGAAAAGCCCGUAGAUGGAAAGUUCGGGGGCAUUUUCCUGAGGGUUGUAGGAGGAGAGAGGGGGAGGACCCCGUCCUCGUCCUGGUAGUUGGCUGGACUUGUACGGGCAAUUGGAAACCCGAAGUACAUUUCCGUGUGGGACUUUUACAGAUACAUAUUUUUAGAUUUUUAAGUAUCCGAUAAAAAAAUAUAUGCUUUCUAUAUAUUUUCUGACGACCUGCCCCUGACAGCGCGAUGUACAAUACCGUGUGGAGUAUGGACCGCGAUGACGCAGACUGGAGGGAGGUGAUGAUGCCCUAUUCGACAGAACUGAUAUUUUAUAUUGAAAUGGAUCCUCCAGCUCUUCCACCAAAGCCACCUAAGCCAAUGACUUCAGCCAUUAAAAAUGGAAUGAAGGACAGUUCUGCUUCUCUUCAGGAUGCAGAAUGGUACUGGGGGGAUAUUUCAAGGGAGGAGGUAAAUGACAAAUUACGGGACAUGCCAGAUGGUACCUUCUUGGUCAGAGAUGCCUCAACAAAAAUGCAGGGAGAUUACACUUUGACUUUACGGAAGGGAGGCAAUAAUAAAUUAAUAAAAAUCUAUCAUCGAGAUGGUAAAUAUGGCUUUUCUGAUCCUCUGACAUUUAAUUCUGUGGUGGAGCUCAUUAAUCACUAUCAUCAUGAAUCUCUUGCUCAGUACAAUCCAAAACUUGAUGUGAAGUUGAUGUACCCAGUGUCCAGAUACCAACAGGAUCAGUUGGUAAAAGAAGAUAACAUUGAUGCAGUAGGUAAAAAACUGCAAGAGUACCACUCUCAGUAUCAGGAAAAGAGUAAAGAGUAUGACAGGCUAUAUGAAGAAUAUACCAGAACAUCCCAGGAAAUACAGAUGAAGAGAACUGCAAUUGAAGCUUUUAAUGAAACAAUUAAAAUAUUUGAAGACCAGUGUCACACACAAGAACAGCAUAGCAAAGAAUAUAUUGAGCGAUUUCGCAGAGAGGGGAAUGAAAAGGAAAUUGAACGAAUUAUGAUGAAUUAUGACAAAUUGAAAUCUCGUCUGGGUGAGAUUCAUGAUAGCAAAAUGCGUCUGGAACAAGAUUUGAAGAAACAAGCUUUGGACAACAGGGAAAUAGAUAAAAAAAUGAACAGUAUCAAACCUGACCUGAUCCAGCUGCGCAAGAUCCGAGAUCAGCACCUUGUAUGGCUCAAUCACAAAGGGGUGAGACAGAGGCGCCUAAAUGCCUGGCUGGGAAUCAAGAAUGAGGAUGCUGAUGAGACCUAUUUUAUCAAUGAGGAAGAUGAAAACCUGCCCCAUUAUGAUGAGAAAACCUGGUUUGUUGAGGAUAUCAAUCGAGUACAAGCAGAGGACUUGCUUUAUGGGAAACCUGAUGGUGCAUUCUUAAUUCGUGAGAGUAGCAAGAAAGGAUGCUAUGCCUGCUCUGUGGUUGCCGAUGGGGAAGUGAAGCACUGUGUGAUCUACAGCACUGCUCGGGGCUACGGCUUUGCAGAGCCCUACAACCUGUACAGCUCAUUGAAGGAGCUGGUGCUCCACUACCAGCAGACAUCCCUUGUACAGCACAACGACUCCCUCAACGUCAGGCUUGCCUACCCUGUCCAUGCACAGAUGCCCUCGCUGUGCAGAUAAAGAGAGCAUGGGAAGAGAGGUGGCUCUCUAGCUAAUCUUUUUCUACAGUUUUUACUAGACUGAGGGCAUUCUUUCUACAUAGACUGCUUGUUUUGCACAAGAAGUGGUUCUGUGAAUGUCAAGUGGAAGGGCCGAGCAGCAGCCGGCCAGGAUGGGACGUAAGGGGCCUGAGGUUCUCUGGGACUCACUGCACCGCUGCGCUGACAAUAGGAAGCUGGAAGCAGAUGUGUUUUGGAAAGUCUGAUUCAUUGGGUUUUUGUUUUGUUUAUCCAGGCACCCUCAACAGAACACAUUUGGCCUGAUAGGUCUGGGGGUAGCAUCUGGAAGCCUCUGAAGAAUCCAUGUCCUCUUUUGGUCUUCAACUGAGAACUCAUCAGGGGCCAUGUCUCUGUGGGGAGUUCUGUUCUGACCUGGCAGUCUCUCUCUCUUAACUUCCUCCAAAAUGAAGGUUCUUUUGGUUCUGUGGUAGAAUAGCAUUUGGUGAAAAAAACAACCAAAGGAAAAUGGGGGGUGAGGGGUUUCAUUUAGAGAGUCUUAGUCAAGGGGGUAAAAAACCUUCAACUGGAGGUACUUUAUUCCUUAACUAACAGAAUUUAGGUGUCAGCAUCUCAGUAGCUAGCCCCUCCCUCUAAAGAAGAAUUAUGUUUAGAAACCAAAUUGAUCCCAGCCAAACAAUGUUUGUUGCCAGAGUAAGUUCUGAAGCUGGCAUCAGUAUCUGAAUUCACACUUCUGUACCAGAACUUGAAAAGGAAAGCUAGAAUUUGUAAGAUUUAGCAAACACUAAAAUUGGUCAGUGUAACUCCUUUGCCCUAAUUUUAGGCCAGAGAUGAGGAAUAGUGUUCUUUUGUGGGCAUGGUAAGCUUUGAAUCCUAAAAUGAAGUUGGCACUUGUGUGGUGUUUCCUUAGCCUAAAGAAUGAUCUGUUGUUUGAAUCCUUUGUAUCUUGUUUGUAUGAGUAAAGAUAAGGUGCAAUCCAGUGCUUUUAGAUGGCUUGAUAUACCAAAUGACAGAACAACAUUCUUCUUUGUGCUUCCCCCAAGCUUAAAGGCCCUGCAGAAACAGUAAAUGGUUUCAUCUCCCUUUGUCUCCCUGUUCUUUACUGGGUAGGGCUUAGGGGAGUCAUAGGUGGCAAAGGCUAUAGCAGGAAGUGAGCCAGACUGUGGUCAGGGACCUCAGUAAAUCAGACCCAGGGGUUCUGGUGUCCAGGGAGAGGACAUUAUCCAUGUGCUUCCAUAUAGUGGUUUCUGAAACUUUUGCAAGGAGAGGAAAGGAUAGCUUAGCGUUUAGACUGUUAGUGGAAGCCAUCUGUUAGCUUUUCUCUUUGCCUUUUUUGUGAUCCCACCAUUGAGAUGAUGUGCAGAGACUGUCCUCAUGCUCCAGUGGCCCUGAUGGUAGAUUCCAGUAGCCCUGGAAUCUUCUGCUCCAUGUGGUUUAAACCUUCCAGUUGAGUGAAACUGGGCAAAUGGACUUGGAGGCAGGCAUCUACUGCUACCUCCCUUAGGCCCCACGCCCACCAGUCAACACUCAUUUGAUAGAGAGUCUAGCUGCUUCUGAGCCAAUCCUGGAAACACAGAAGAUUGAGAGUGAUCAGCUGUUUGAGCCCAAAGCUGUGCAGGCAGGCCUCCUGGCUGAGCUGGAGAAGCCAAUACCUGAGUCUUGGUAUGUAAACCUUACAGCUAGGAAAGCUCUAAUUUAGGGCAUAAAAGAAACAAGUAUUGCUUUCCCUGAGCACUUACCUUGGUGACAGGGUCUACAAUGGACCGUGAUAUAGAAAUAGACAUAGAUUUAAAAUUUUGGAAAACCUAGAGUUCUUCAACAAUGAUGAUAGAAAGGAAAGGGCAUAUCUUUGGCUUUUUCUUGGUUACAUAGCAGUUUCAGGAUUGGGGGAGGCAGACAAAUGAACCCCCUUCAGUAUCACUGUUUGGACUUAAGCCCUUAACUGACCACCAGCUGCACAUCCCUCCCUAGACUGCCACACUGAAAUCUUGCUGGAAGUUUUACUGAGUAACCAAGCUAACUGCUGCUAGGCACACCUGGGUGGCCUUACACCUGCUGUGGAGCCUGCUUAAGCAGUUAGAUGCUCAAGAUUAGGUGCAAGGAAUCCCUUCUUUUUGGCACUAAAAUUUAGUGUGUUCUGAAUGUUUCCUUUUAAAAGCACGAGAAUUGGAAUAAGGAUACAUGCCAGUAAUGCUGAACCAUGUGCCCCCUUGUCAGGCAAACGUUAAGGGUGUGGUAUGCUUAGAGAGAGCUACCAUCUCCUGCCUGCACUUGGGCUGGCUUGUGGAGACUGGCUGCUCUUUUUUAGUUCUACAUUCCUUCACUUUUUCUUUCCUGUUUUUCAAUUCUUGAAUUUUUUGCUGUCUGGGAACUAAGACAUAGGGAUCAUUUGAGAAAUUGCAAAAGUAUCUUCUCUGGCCAAUUGCCACGUCAUUUGCUUGAUGCUGAGACAGUGGAAAUGGCAUAGGGACCAGCGUACAACCACUUGGAGGUGUAGUAUGCCAGCUCCUUCACUCCAUGGUCUUGGCAGCAGGUCUUGGCCUCCUUCAUCUGAGCCUCACUCUGUGUCCUGUCCCAUGAUCUGGGGCCCUAGGAUUCUCUCUUGACAUCUUAACUGCAGCCUCAGAGACAGAGGGUGAAGAGACAGAUCAAAGCUGGAGGGCUCAUUGUUCUGCUGGCCAGAGAAGCCAGCUGCCAACAUGGAAGCAGCUUGGGGCUGGCUGGACACAGGGCCUAGGCCCAGCAUCUCAAGGUGGAGCUCUCAUCACAGAACAAUGUUGUCUCCACCUGGUCACAGAUGCUAAACCUUGGCCAUGCCUAUAUAGGCUAGCUGUGUCCUUACCACUGAUUUGGCCAAGGUCAAGGACUUCCUAGUACCUUCUCUACCCCAUCUCCAAGCCUUGACGGGACUUCCCACUUACUUUGGCCCUCAUGUGCUCUGAAGCCGCUUUGAUAGCCAAUGUGGUAUCUUCCAUGGGGCUCUUUUUGCUGCAAAGAACCAGCCUCACAGGUGCUCUUGAGCCAAGAAUUGCAUCUGGGAAAUUCCUGUUUUCAAGGUGGUCUCUGUUGCCAGUUAUGACUCCAGAGUAGGCCUCUGUGAGGCUUCAGUGGCCUCAAAGCAGAAGGUCCAGAUGGGAGCCUGGCUGGGCUCUUUGCUGCCAACUGCUCAGCCUUGCUCUAGAUCCAGCCACUUGGGAUACACAACCUUGUUUCCUUACAAAUUCCAGCAUGUGACUUGGUACCCUGUUGUUAUUUGUAGAAAACCUAUUCUGCUGUCUUUGAUGUAGUCAAAAAAAAUUCAUGUAGUUUAUGUAAAAAUAUGAUUCACAAGGAAGCCAACUUUGUCUUGUGUUGGGACAGCCCUUAUGUAGUUCCUAGACCACUUCUGCAAACUGUUCUUGUCACCAGAUGUGUUCAGACAUUGCUGUGCAGCUGUCGAGGAGGGCGAGGGAAGAUACAUUUUGGUCUGUUUUUACCUUCCUCUGGGACAGUCUGGCCAACUUGCUCCAGUAAUGCAAUAAAGUCAUUGCAAUAAAGCA
Messenger RNA from Manis javanica (Malayan pangolin), 5613 nucleotides. RefSeq names its product phosphoinositide-3-kinase regulatory subunit 3 (gene PIK3R3). Gene Ontology annotation, biological process: insulin receptor signaling pathway; phosphatidylinositol phosphate biosynthetic process. Gene Ontology annotation, cellular component: phosphatidylinositol 3-kinase complex. The record is from RefSeq and is a predicted model, not a curated record. Lineage: Eukaryota; Metazoa; Chordata; Mammalia; Pholidota; Manidae. Gene Ontology annotation, molecular function: 1-phosphatidylinositol-3-kinase regulator activity.